AUGCAGGUAAUAGAACCUAUAAUCACUUACGCAGCAGGUAUUUGGGGUGGUGCUACCAAAUUCAAAAUAGUAAAAGACAAACUAAUAUCACUGCAGCGUGGUUUCGCCAUCAAGAUAAUAAGAGCUUUCAAAACAGUUUCCGCCUCUGCUGCAAUCUCGUUAGCCCUACUCACUCCCCUUCACUUAAAAGUAAUAGAAGUUGCCAACAUAGAAACUUCUAAAUUAACUGGAAAAACAGAGUUGUUACCCGAUGAUAUUGUCAUAGAGAAACCGUUGCCACAAUCACAACUUCUUCAUCCAGCUGACAGGAAAACCAUUGAAAUUAACAUGGCAACCACACAGGAAGACAUUGAUAAAAAUUACAAUAAUCAUACAACGAAGAUAUUCACAGAUGGGAGCAAGCAUAAUGAUGGUAGCACAGGUGCAGCAUUUGUAGUACAAAUUAAUGAUAAAAUAAAAAUACGCAAGAAGUACAAACUACAUCCAAGCUGUACUGUAUUCCAAGCGGAGCUUUUGGCUAUAGAAAGAGCAUGUAAAUGGGUUAUUCAAACAGGCGUCAAUAACCUCUCAAUACUUACGGAUUCACUUUCAGGCUUAAAGGAAAUACAAAACAAAGACAGUACAAAUGCAUUUGUAGUGUCCAUACACAAAUGUAUACAUCAAAUAUGUAACGCAGGAACAGGAACAAUUAACUUCAUUUGGGUAAAAGCACACAAAGGUUUGACCGGUAAUGAAGAAGCGGACUCAACAGCCAAACAAGCUGCUAGUUCGCACAGUAAAUAUGAAUACGAUAACACUCCUUUAAGCUACUUGAAACACAACCUCAAACAAAUAACUUCAACUAAUGCCGAUUCUUACUACAAAGACUCUGUUCAAGGACAAUAUACAAAAAGUAUAUGUCCUGAUCUUGAAUCAAUACAAAAUUUGUGGGAAGCCUUUAAACCCUCUUUUGAAUUUACGCAAAUUUUGACCGGUCACGGAUUCAAUCUAUCGUACCUGUAUAGAUUUAAAAUUAAAUCGACUAAUAAAUGCCCAUGCAACGACAACUCUGAACAAACAUUCAAGCACCUAAUCGAAGAAUGUCCUAGAUACUCAAAUACCAGGAAUGAUCACAUAAUUACCUGUAACAGCCUAAAUAUUAACGAAGCCUUUAACAUAAAGAAGAUAAUAAGCAAGGAAUCUUCAGUCACUUACAUGUUACAUCAACAUAUUAAAACUAUUGUUAGAACACUUAAGGACUUCAACAGACACAUAACAUAG
Messenger RNA from Parnassius apollo (apollo), 1260 nucleotides. NCBI's taxonomy places the organism in Eukaryota, Metazoa, Arthropoda, Insecta, Lepidoptera, Papilionidae. The record is from the annotation of a GenBank genome assembly.